AGUUAGUUGUACUUAAACUUGCAAGUGAGUUUGACGUGAUUCAGUAUUUUAAUAAUGACAUAAAAUAUUUUAAACAUGUUGCUUUUUUAUUCGUGCUUGUGUGCCCUUUUACUUAAGAGUGUUGACAAUUAUGUUGUGAAAAAUGGUCUCUACAAAUUGGAUAUAAUACAUUAUAAUGAUUUUCAUGCCAGGUUCGAAGAGACAACUGUUUCAUAUCCAGUUUGCACUUCCAACGACACAUCGUGUUUGGGUGGUUAUGCGAGAUUGUACCAGGAGAUCAUGGUCUUAAAGAAAGAGAAGCCGGGUGCACUUCUAUUAAACGCAGGCGACACAUUCCAAGGAACGUAUUGGUAUACUCUAUUAAAGUGGAAUAUCACUCAGAAGUUCAUCAACUUACUACCCCACGAUGCUCAUGCUGUUGGAAAUCACGAAUUUGAUGAUGGAGUAGCGGGAUUAGCACCUUAUCUUGGCGCACUCAAAGCUCCCGUCUUAAUCGCAAAUAUUGACACCAGCUUAGAGCCUUCCCUAGAUGGCUUAUAUCAACCACACGUCGUCAUAGAGAAGAACGGAAGGAAAAUAGGAAUAAUCGGUCUUAUUACUACAGAAACACAAUCAACGUCUAACCCUGGAGAGGUGAAAUUUUUAGAUCCUAUAAGUGUUGUUGAAAGAGAAGCGCAAAUUUUGACAGAUCAAGGAAUUGAUAUCAUCUUAGUAUUGUCACAUUGCGGUCUUGCUAUCGAUAAGCAGAUAGCGGCAACGGUUGGACAGAAUAUUGACGUUAUUAUAGGUGGUCACUCUCAUAGCCUGCUAUGGAAUGGACAGUCACCAAGCCAUGAGCACAUAUCAGGGCCUUAUCCUGUUUUAGUAGAAUCUGAAUCAAAACCUCAUCACCAAGUGCUCAUAGUGACAGCGAGUUGUUUUACAAAAUAUAUUGGAAAUUUAACUGUUUACUUUGAUAAGAUGGGUGAAUUGAAGGACUUUGAUGGCGUUCCGAUAUUUCUUAACAGAUCUAUCCCUGAGAGUCCAGAGGCGAAAGCUAUUUUGCAACCUUAUUCGAAGAAGUUACACGAACUGGUCAAUGAGGUGGUGGGAUACGUUGAUAAUGAUUUUUUGGCGAAGACUUGCGGCUCACGAGAAUGUGCUAUCGGGGACUUUUUUGCCGAUGCAUUCGUGAAUGAAACUAAAGAGCAAAAUAUAUCAAAUCUCACCCAUGUGGCUUUCAUUUUGAGGAAUAUGAUCCGAGGGUCGAUACCUAAAGGAGAUAUAUCAAGAGGCGAUAUAAUAAAUGCUUUACCGUUCACUAAUAAGGUGGUAACGUUUUCAUUAUUAGGAAAAUAUUUAAUAGAGGCCUUUAGAAAUUGUAUGACAAAUUAUUGGGUUUAUAAGCCUUUUGAUGGGCCCUGGAUGCCGCAAGUGUCAGGAAUACGAGUGGUUCUGAAUUUAACAGAUGAUUUAACAAUAAAAGUGUUUAUUAAGGAAGGAAAUGAGUUUUUGCCCCUAGACCCAGACAAGGCAUAUCAAGUGUCAACUUUAAGUUUCUUAAGUAGAGGAGGAAAUGGAUUCGAUAUGCUGAAAAAAUACGGUCUCAAUAAAACAAUAAUUGGAAAGGACACAGAUAUUCUAGAAAAGUACAUAAGAAAACGUACACCAAUAACACCUACUUUAGACAAUAGAUUAACUGUAAUAAACUAGUUAUUUCAAAACUU
This is a messenger RNA of Danaus plexippus (monarch butterfly), 1706 nucleotides long. RefSeq names its product apyrase-like. Lineage: Eukaryota; Metazoa; Arthropoda; Insecta; Lepidoptera; Nymphalidae. The coding region runs from base 76 to 1692 and encodes 538 amino acids. The transcript has 11 exons. The record is from RefSeq and is a predicted model, not a curated record. Gene Ontology annotation, cellular component: plasma membrane. Gene Ontology annotation, biological process: AMP catabolic process. Gene Ontology annotation, molecular function: metal ion binding; 5'-nucleotidase activity; nucleotide binding.